AUGACCACUCACCCCGAAUUCGACAUCAAAACCUCCGGCCUCCACGUCGCCGAAACCUAUGCCGACCAGAUCAAAGGCAAAACCAUCCUCAUCACGGGCGUAAGCCCCAACGGCAUCGGCGCCGCAACCGCCACCGCCAUCGCCUCCCAAUCCCCCGCCCUCCUCAUCCUCGCCUCCCGCACACCCACCAACCUCUCGACCGUCGUAUCCUCCCUCCACGAAUCCUACCCAACCGUGCGCAUCGAGCCCCUCACCCUCGACCUCGCCUCGCAAGCCUCCAUCCGCGCCGUCGCGGCCCAGGUCGCGGAGCUCACCCCCAAACUCGACAUCCUCAUCAACAAUGCCGGGUUGUCCGUCAUGAAGCGCUUCGACACCGCCGAGGGAAUCGAGGGACAGUUCGGGACAAACCACGUGGGGCCUUUCCUGUUGACGAAUUUGUUGCUGCCGUUGCUCGAGAAGGCGGCCAAGGAGGAAGGGAGGAGACCCGGGGAGACGAGGAUCGUGAACCUUGCUAGUGGCGCGCAUGUUAUUAGUCCCAUCCGCUGGAGUGACUAUAACCUCGAGGGCAAGGAGGUGCCCGAGGAGGAGAAGUGGAGGAAGGGCUUGCCAGAGGUGUAUUUGCAGCCUGUGGAUGGGUAUCUUGGGAUUGUUGCGUAUGGGCAGAGUAAGACGGCGAAUAUUUUGUUUACCGUCUCGCUGCAGAGGGAGGUGCCGAAGAAGGGCAUCUCGGCGUAUUGCUUGCAUCCUGGUGGUGUGAGGACUCAGCUCGGCAGAGAACAAGACGACGACAUCACAGCGGCCAUCGAGAAGACUGCAUCCUACUGGAAGGACAUCGACCAGGGCUCGUCCACUACCCUCGUCGCUGCUCUCGAUCCUGCCCUUGACACGCAAACCGGACUGUAUCUCGACAACUGCCAGUUCAGCAAGGCGAUGCCCCAUGCUACCGACCCCGUCGCCGCUGAUAGACUGUGGGCUCUGAGCGAGGAGCUUGUCGGGGAAAAGUUCACGUUGUGA
Scedosporium apiospermum is the source of this 1014-nucleotide messenger RNA. RefSeq lists its product as uncharacterized. Bases 1 to 1014 code for a protein of 337 amino acids. The record is from RefSeq and is a predicted model, not a curated record. NCBI's taxonomy places the organism in Eukaryota, Fungi, Ascomycota, Sordariomycetes, Microascales, Microascaceae. The transcript has 4 exons.